This is a messenger RNA of Microthlaspi erraticum, 1965 nucleotides long. Lineage: Eukaryota; Viridiplantae; Streptophyta; Magnoliopsida; Brassicales; Brassicaceae. The record is from the annotation of a GenBank genome assembly.
AUGCGUCCGGGCAAGUGUUCGAGGUGUGAUACGGAUGGAUACUAUACAAUCCAUUCGAUCAACAAAGUUCUGAGUCAUCUAUACAGAGUUAUUCCACUACAGGAUGCAAAUCAAGAAACUGAUGAAAGCGUUGUGGAGGAGGGGAUUUCCGAGGUGGGUUUGGAAAGAGCCAAAAGCGCGCCUGCUUCGAAUCACUCUGAUCCUGUGAACCGGAUUUUCAAGAUACAGAGUGCUCUGACUCGGCUAAAGUUCAAUCUAAAACAUGUGAAGCGCCUUCAAGUGGAUGUGGAGACAGAGCUGAAUAGACAACUCGAUUCGCUUAAGCGGGUGGUUGAGGAGGCAGAUCCCCCUGGAGCUUUGCAUAUGAGUUUAAUCGAGAGCGAGUUAGAAGAGAUCACCAAGAAAUUGCUGGACUUGAUAGGCAAGGUCUCGGUGUUGCAUGAGGGUUCGAGAAAGAAGAAAACAUCACCAGAUGAUGAUCAGGACAGCGUUCUUUUAUUACCCGACAUCCCUACAAAUGAAGAGGAUCUCAUAGGACAUGCGUUUUUUAAAGACGUGAAACAUAAAGUCCAGACACUGAGUAGUGACAGCCAGACCUGCCUGCUGAGCUUUGCUGUGUUCCCGGAGAAUAGAGAGAUCAACGGAACAAUGUUGAUGUAUUGGUGGAUCGGAGAAGGGAUCCUUCCUGAUAAACUCAAACCGGAAGAGGCUAUGAAGAAGAUUCUUAAGGAGUUCAUGGAUAGAAACUUGAUUGAACCUCUUGUAGACAGGCGCAAAAGGAAGCCAAGUAGCUACAAGAUGACCCCUUUUGUGCAUUUUUCAGUGGUAUACAUCGCCAAGGAGAGAGGACUUUUUGAUCUGUAUAAUAAAGAUCAGAAACCAAGCAUGAAGAAAUCAAACUUGAAAAAGGUUUGCCUUGUGGAAGGGUCUUCAAGCCAGACGGAUGCAAAAGCUAAAAAGAUGGCACCAGCAGACAUUGAGACAGUAUUCAAUGUCUCAGAGAGUUACCCAGAUUUCAUAAUCAAGUGGUUCUCAAGUAUGAAGCUGCUCAAGGUUCUUUAUCUAGGUAGGUGGGAGAGAAACGAGCGCGAGAUUGAAGUGGAUAGCCGUGGGCUUAUGAAAGAUUUGAGUGCCAUGAGAGAGUUGAGGUUUCUGAGUUUUCAAGGUAUUUCAACCAUUAUGAGAAUUAGCCCUUCUGCUUGCAAGCUCCCUGAGCUGGUAGUCUUGGACCUCAGGGGUUGCUAUAACCUGGAGAAACUUCCAGACGAUAUACACAACCUCACGAAUCUAGUGUACCUGGAUUUGACCGGCUGCGAUGCCUUGGAGAGCAUUCCAACGAAUUUGACUAAGCUGUUGAAUCUGGAGGUCCUGAAGGGCUUUGUGGUCGCUGAUGAGAGGGAGAUUGCGUGUAAGCUGGUUUAUCUGAAGAACUUGUGGAAGCUGAGAAAGCUCAGCGUUAGAGUAGACCGAAAGGGUUUUGGUUUAAAAGAGCUGAUUGUGGCUAUAGACGGGUUUGAAGAGCUGGAAAAGCUGAAAGUGUUGUGGGGAAGGGUAAAGCCCGGGAGCAAGAAGAAGCUAGAAGACGAUGAAAAGGAAAGAACUUUCCGCUCAGUGAACUUGGAGAGCGAUGAGUUUCAUCUUCCCCUUAGUUUAAGGAAACUGGACCUGCGUCGUUUUCCUGAUAAUAAACUUCCCGUUUGGCUUCAGCCUCAAAACCUAAUAAACCUGAAGAAGCUCCACCUUGGAAGCUCGAGACGCCUCAAGGCACUCAGUGACUCACUACCCAAAAAGCCAUCCAAUUGUAGUGUUAAGGUUUUACGUCUCAUGUGCUUCCAAAAGCUAAAUGUGAAUUGGAUAGAGCUCAAGGAAAUUUAUUUCCCAAACCUUAGAUUAUUGGAGAUCUAUCAGUGCCCCAGAGUCACUUUCUCUCCCUGUGAUCGAGAUGGAAUCUGGAGAGCUGACUGA